Molecule: messenger RNA, 159 nt
Organism: Tetrapisispora phaffii CBS 4417
Lineage: Eukaryota; Fungi; Ascomycota; Saccharomycetes; Saccharomycetales; Saccharomycetaceae
Gene: MCO6
Product: Mco6p
Exons: 1
Coding region: 1-159 (52 amino acids)
Biological process (GO): outer mitochondrial membrane organization
Source: RefSeq, a predicted model, not a curated record
AUGACUUCGUUUUUCCAUCAAAUUAAAAAUAUUUUCGUUGAAUCACAUUCCCCUUAUCAACAAAUAUUACUAUCAAGGAAAGCAUUCUUUCAAUUUAUUGGAUUUUUAGGUGGUUGUGUGAUUAUUACAGUAGCAACUCAAUCAACGUAUUUGGAUUAA